Ramularia collo-cygni is the source of this 1980-nucleotide messenger RNA. Its product is annotated as probable glycyl-tRNA synthetase 1. The transcript is spliced from 2 exons. Gene Ontology annotation, biological process: mitochondrial glycyl-tRNA aminoacylation. NCBI's taxonomy places the organism in Eukaryota, Fungi, Ascomycota, Dothideomycetes, Mycosphaerellales, Mycosphaerellaceae. The coding region runs from base 1 to 1980 and encodes 659 amino acids. Gene Ontology annotation, cellular component: cytoplasm; mitochondrion. The record is from RefSeq and is a predicted model, not a curated record. Gene Ontology annotation, molecular function: ATP binding; glycine-tRNA ligase activity.
AUGGCGACCGACUACAAGACCUUGGCUGGCGAUGACUUUGAUCGCACCGCAUUCGACUCCCUCAUUCGCCGCAAGCUCUUCUACUGGCAGUCGUUCGAGCCUUAUGGUGCGACCAAGGGUCUCUUCGAUUAUGGCCCGCCCCUCGAGAUUCUGGAAAAUGAAGUUCUGAACAUCUGGAGAGACCACUUCAUCCGCACAGAGCAAAUGAUGGCAUUGAAGUGCUCAAUGCUUACUCCUUAUCCUGUGCUCAAGGCUUCCGGCCACGUCGACAAAUUCGCGGACUACAUGUGCAAGKACCCUAAGAAUGGCGAGAUUCUCCGAGCAGACCAUCUGAUCAAAGAUGUCAUUGAGACUCGCCUGAAGGGUGAUCGCGAGGCUCGCGGAGAGAACGUGAGUGAUGAGCCAGAGGACCCGAAGAAGAAGAAGAAGGCUUCCAAAGUCUCCAAGACUGCCGUCAAGCUCGAUGAGAGUGUAAAGCAGGAGUACGAGCACCUUCUGGCUAACCUGGACGACUGCACUGGCGAUGACAUGGGUGCGUUGAUCAAGAAACAUGACAUUCGCAAUCCUACCACCGGCAACGAGGUCGAGCCUCCAGUCUCCGUCAAUCUGAUGUUCCAGACUCAGAUCGGUGCCUCUGGAAAGGAACCUGCAUUCCUCCGCCCGGAAACUGCUCAGGGACAAUUCCUCUCGUUUCCAAAGCUGCUUGAGUACAGCGAUGGACAGUUGCCCUUUGCUUCUGCGUCCAUUGGAUACUCCUUCCGCAACGAGCUCUCCCCUCGUUCCGGACUGCUGCGAGUGCGCGAGUUCAUCAUGGCUGAGAUCGAGCACUUCGUUGACCCCGAGAGCGGCAAGAAGCAUUCAAAGUUUGCCUCURUCAAGGACGUCAAGCUUCCUCUACUAGCACGCGACGCGCAGAAAGAGGGCGGUUCGACACCGGUUGAGAUCUCCAUUGGUCAGGCGGUUGAGACAAAGCUCGUCGAUAACGAGACGCUCGGCUACUUCAUGGUCCGCAUCUACCUCUUCAUGCAGAAGAUUGGAAUCGACAUGAAGAAGCUGCGGUUCCGUCAACACAUGGCAAACGAAAUGGCACAUUACGCUACCGACUGCUGGGAUUGUGAGCUGUUCACUUCUUACAAGUGGAUCGAGUGUGUCGGCUGCGCUGACCGAAGUGCCUACGAUUUGGAGGUUCACAUGAAGGRGACCGGCGUACCUCUCCAAGUCCGUGAGCCGUUGAAGGAGCCCAUCCGUAUCGAAGAGUAUGUUGCGCAGCUCGAUAAGAAGAAGUCUGGCCCGAAGUUCAAGAAGGAUGCCGGAAAGGUGCAAAGCGCGCUCGACGCUCUGACACAAGACAUCAAGGAGAAGCUCAGCAUCAGCAUGGAGAGCGACGGAAAGGUGGAAGUGGAGGUUCCAGAUAUGGGCAAGGUGCAGCUCGAGAAGGACAUUGUCACCAUCCAGAAGGAGGUGCGCACGGAGACAAUGCGGACUUACAUCCCCAAUGUCAUUGAGCCAUCGUUCGGAAUUGGCCGAAUUCUGUACGCCUUGAUGGAGCACGUUUACUGGGUCAGAGAUGGUGACGCUGCGCGAUCGGUCAUGUCCUUCAAGCCUACCGUCGCUCCUGUCAAGGUGUUGGUCGUUCCACUCCAGAAAGACGUUCGGUUCGCAGAUCUCUUGCAGAAGCUUGAGCAGCGUCUCAGCGACGAUGCGCUUUCCUACAAGGUCGAUCAGUCGGGCGUGAGCAUCGGCAAGCGCUACUCGCGCAACGACGAGGCCGGCAUCCCGUUCGGUAUUACUCUCGAUUACGAAAGCUUGGAAGACAACACUUUCACUCUUCGUGACCGCGACUCUACUAAGCAGGUUCGUGCCAGCCUGGAUCAGAUCCUCGAGGCAGUAAGCAAGAUGGUCAAGGGCAAGGAGACUUGGGCUGAGGUACAAAGCCGUCUGCCUGCGUUCGAAGGCAAAGCCGACAAGGACGAGGAGUAA